Molecule: messenger RNA, 796 nt
Organism: Magnolia sinica
Lineage: Eukaryota; Viridiplantae; Streptophyta; Magnoliopsida; Magnoliales; Magnoliaceae
Product: upstream activation factor subunit UAF30
Exons: 3
Coding region: 55-366 (103 amino acids)
Cellular component (GO): nucleus
Source: RefSeq, a predicted model, not a curated record
UCCCCUACAAACCAAGGGGGAGAGAGAGAGAGAGAGAGGGAGUGAGAGUGAGAGAUGGUGGUAGGGCAGCAAGCGAGAAAGGCCCUUGUGGAGAGUCCGAAGAAGGUAGCCAACCUGAUUGACCUCGCCAACCUUCCAUCCAACCUUAGAGAAUUCGUGGGCCAGUCUCAGAUCUCUCGUCUCGGAUGCUUCAUCAAAGUUUGGUCGUACAUCAAGGCCAACAAUCUCCUGGAUCCAAACAACAAAAACAUAGUGAAUUGUGACGAUAAGUUGAAGAGUAUUCUGUUGGGCAAGCCUCAGGUUGAGCUAGCCGAACUUCCGAGCCUCAUAAAGCUCCACUUCCCAAAAGUGCCCAAGCAGAGUUAAACCAUGAAAGUGGGCCCCACAUUCCAGGCUAAUUCCCUAACUGAUGGACGGUGGAUGUCACAGGGACAUGUGAUGGGCUCCUCAUAGCUUCCACCCACUGGGGCCCAGCGAUGAUGAACAAACCCAUACAUGAUUACAUUUCACUCUAUUCUCUGUAUAUGAUUUGGCUUGGAGAGUAUGAGUAGUCCAUGAAAAAGUGACAAGGGCCCUCCACUUUUUUUUAGGCCGUUCGUUCCAGCAGCCAAUAGGAGGGCCGUAGAAAGGAGAGAACUGUACAUCUAGUGGAUCCUCUGUUGUGGGCCCCAUCAAAAUUUGUGGAUUUCAUGGGGGAUGAUGAUGAUGAUCAAUCAAUCUCUUUCAGAAAUUGGCAAACAAGUCCACAUGCUUGUCUGAUGCUAUCUAUUACUAGUGGCUACUACCAUCUCCAUUA